AUGAAGACAUUCUUACUUCAAGUGCCAACCAAGAAGACUGAUGAGGUCAACUGGAUUAAGCCAUUGAGUAAUUACUUGAUAUCUGUGUACGGCUCUACCACGGAUUACAUAGAGGAUAUCAAUGCCUUUAACAAAUUAAGACAAGAUAUAAGAGGUGCUAAUGCUGACACUACUAGUAUCAAGUUAUACUAUAAGUACUAUAGUCAAGUGGAAUUAUUAGAUCUUAGAAUUCCAUUUGCUACUGUGAAUAAGCAUAAGAAGAUUAACUUUGAAUGGUUUGAUGCAUUCCAACCUAGUAUUGUUCACAAGCAAGGUGCUUUACCAUUUGAGAAGGCAAACAUUUUAUUCAAUUUAGGAGCUCUUUUAUCUCGUCUAGCUACAUUGAAGUAUCAAGAAUCUCAAAAGAAAGCUACUGGAACUGAUGACGAAACUACCAAAGAAGCUUUGCAAUAUUUCCAACAAGCGGCAGGUAUAUUUCAAUUCCUUAAUGAAAACUUCUUACAUGCUCCUUCAGCUGAUUUGAGUCAAUCAACAGUUAAGUUCUUAGUUAAAUUGAUGUUGGCUCAAGCUCAAGAAGUCUUUGUUCUUAAAGUUGUUACCGGAGAUCUUGAACAAAAGAAGAACUCAUUAAUAUCAAAAUUAUGUCGUAGUGCUUCAGCUCAUUAUGAAGAAUGUCAUAACAUGUUAACUUACGUUCCAACUCAUACUUCAAACUUUAAUGAUUUCACUGUUGUUGAUUCCGAUGAGAUUGAAAAUAAUUUCCUUGAUCCAUCUGAUGAAAGUGAAGCCGUUGCUACUGAAAGUGUUGAAGAUAAUACUUUACAUGUAACUGCAAGAUUAGACCCAUCGUGGGUCUCUACAAUUAACUUCAAGUAUAUCUAUUACAAAUCAUUGUCAUAUUACUUUAAUGGAUUGCAUUUAGAAUCUAGUAGAAAAUAUGGUGAAGCCUUAGCAUAUUUCACUAAAUCUCAAGAGAUAUUAAACGAAAUUAAUAGUUUUUGGUUAAAAAAUAUAGCUAAGAGUGGUUCAGGUGAUUCAUAUGAAAUCUUAGAUAACUAUAAGUAUCAAAAAGAUGCUGUUGCUAUUAAGUUGGCUGACUUAACCAAGGAUAAUGAUUUAAUUUAUCAUGAAAUUAUUCCUUCAUUAGUUACCUUACCUGAUAUAAAACCUAUGGAUAGUACGAAGGUGAUUCCAAUUAAUCAAAAUACCGUUUUCCAAGAAGUGAAUGAAUACAAUUAUGGAAAUUUCUUAACUAAUGUUGUUCCUAUUAAUAUUCAUGAAUUAUCUAGUUUCUAUUCUGAGGAGAAAUCUCAAUUUUUAAGAAAUGAACUUGAUGCUGUGGAUGUUUCUAAUGAAGAAACUACCUCAGCAUUGGAAUUCUUAAAAUUACCCAAAUCGUUGGUGACUAUCAAGGAAUUGAUUAUAAAUAACGAAAAGCUGGAAAAGAGUGGAGAUGAUAGUCAUAUUGACCCAACUUUGUUAGGUAUUGCAAAUGAAAUCCAACAAGAAGCUUCUAAUGAUAGUUUCAACAAAGAUAAGAUUGUUCAAAUUCGAAAGCAGAUAUAUGAAGUUAUUACUGAAAGUGAAGGUGCAUUAGGUCAUCAAUUCAGCGAUGCAUUGGUUAAGUUUAAGGAUGAUGUUUUAAGAUUAAAGAAGUCUUUGUACGAUGCUACGAAUUCCGACAAUCAAUUAUUUGGAUUGAUCAAUAGCGACAACUUAGGAUUAUAUUCAAUAUUGCAGAAGGGUCCAAAUUCAACUGAAUUUAAACAAUUAUUCAAAAGUGAAAGUAGUGGUUCAAAAUCGACAACUAGUGCUUCUGCUGGGUUAAGUUUGUUAGAUAUGGAUGAAUCUCAAUUAGAGGAUCCAAAUGUCGCUAUUCACAAACAAAUUAAAACCGUUGAGGAUUUAUUACAUGAUAUCAAUGUGGUUAAAACUAAUAAGAUGAAAUUAGUUGAUACGUUGAAGAAAGAAAUUCAUAGCGAUGACAUAAGUGAUAUAUUGAUCUUGAAUAGCAAGAUUAAAUCAAGUAAUGAAAUCAAAUCACUUAUUUUCCCAGAGGAACUAAAGAAAUUCCAACCUUAUAAUGAAGAAUUGGAUAAAUUGAUUGACAAAGAACGUACGUUUAUUAAUGAUUUAAAACUGGAGUGGGAAAAAUUAUCUACCAAUCCAAAGAUUAAAUCCGUUCAGAAUUUAAAGACAUUUCUGGAUGUUUUAAUUAAAGAUCAAACUGAGAAGAUUACCAAGUUUUAUAAUGAGAAUUGGAAGAGAUAUUCUACUGGAUUGAAGAAAGGUUCUAAGUUUUAUAAUGAUUUAUUAAACUAUGCUAUUAGUUUGAAACAACAGAUUUAUGGUGAAGUUAAUCGUCUUUCAUCCAGACCUCCACCACCACCAACUCAACCAGUUUCACGUCAAUCAUCGCUUACUCAAGGAUUUAAUAAUUUGUCAUUGGGGACUCAAUAUUCAGGUAGUGACUAUGGAUAUCAACGUCAACCACAAGCCCCUAUACAACAAGAAGCUCCAAGAAGGCCAAGUGGAGUAUCCAAUCCAGGAUCUUAUAAUCAGAACUAUAACAAUUCACCAUCUCCAAGUGUUGGUAACAGUGGUACUACUAAUUAUUUUGAACUGCAAUAUCCUCAACCUCAAUUAUACAAUACACCAACUACGGACUCAUAUGGCCAAGCACCCAAGUCCCAAGCACCACCACCACCUCCUCAGAAUCAACAAUCAUAUAACCAAAUGUAUCAGACACCAACAUAUGGAGGUGCAAGUAAUAAUAGUACUGGAGGAGGAUAUUCCAGACCUGCACCACAAUUACCACCACAACUUCCACCUAAGCAGUAUCAAGGUCAGCCUCAAUAUCCACCACAAGGUCAAUUAUCUCAGCAACCAAGUUACCAUCAGCAAGCACCACCACCGCCACCACCUCAGCAACAACAAUCACCUUUUGCUGGAAAUGGAAUCAAUAACAAUAGUGGUAGUAAUUUAAUUUAUGAUCAACCAUCAACUUAUCAACCUAAUAUGUAUAAUUUCUUUUCCAAUAAUAAUAACAACGGUUAG
Messenger RNA from Scheffersomyces coipomensis, 3057 nucleotides. RefSeq names its product Bro1p (gene BRO1). The record is from RefSeq and is a predicted model, not a curated record. Gene Ontology annotation, biological process: protein transport to vacuole involved in ubiquitin-dependent protein catabolic process via the multivesicular body sorting pathway. Gene Ontology annotation, cellular component: endosome. The coding region runs from base 1 to 3057 and encodes 1018 amino acids. The transcript has a single exon. Gene Ontology annotation, molecular function: protein binding. Lineage: Eukaryota; Fungi; Ascomycota; Pichiomycetes; Serinales; Debaryomycetaceae.